GCCACAGAUAACCCACAAAGUGAACAUACCGCAUAGGCAUUCAAUAAAUAAAUGCCUGUUGAACGGACAUUUGAGGGUGGUGCGGAGCUGCCUGCAAGUGCUUUUCAGCUGUGGAGGGGAUAAAUAUACUCGCAGUGGCUGAGGAGUGUUCACUAGAGGAGUGACUGCUCUAGUGAUGAUGGCUGUAGGUGUGCUCAUGGCAAUGUGGGUAACUGCAGCGCUGAUGGCCGCAGGGAUGUCACGAUGGUUGUAGGGACAAUGACUGUAGGGAUGAUGGUUGUAGGGGUAAGAGGGUCAUGGGGCUGGCUGGCUGUAAUGUCUGGAAGGGUGGCAGCUGUCGAGAUGAAGGCUAGAAGCGUGAUAGUGGCAACGGUGAUGACUGUAGAGGUGAAAGCUGAGGGAUGUCGACUGUAGAGGUGAAUACGGUAGUGAUGAUAGCUUUAGGUAUGCCGAUGGCAGCGGGGAGGGCUGCAGGGCAGAUGGCUGUAAGGAUGAUGGCCAUGGGGUAAUGGUAGUGACGACAGUGAUGACUUUGUAGAUGCAAGUUGACCAGGAGCAUUGACCCAACAGGCAGAGAAAUGGUCCAACUUCUGGUUUCUGGAUUCUGUUCAGUGAGAUAAAGGGCUUGGAUAGGCCAUAUAAUGUCAAGUUGAUUGGCCACCUCUGGGGAAACGAGCAGAACUGGUGAUGAUUGACGUGAGAUACCAAGGUAGGGACUUUUCUCUGACUGUUCAACCCAAGAGCCGUCUACAUCAGAAUCUCUGGAGGCUAAAGCUGGGACUUCCUUCCUCCCCAGGGGCCGGCAGGGGCUGCGAUUGCUGAAAGAGCAGGUCACGUGGCAGGGCUUCCUGUAAGCUGCUGCCGCUGGGUGUCCAUGGCCCGCACCCCCAAGCUGCCGCUAUAGCAGUCAGAGUGGCAGCCGGAGGUUCGGUCCAUGCCGUACCCCCUGGACGGUGCUGGCAAGGCUGAGCAAGCAGCCUCUGCAUCUUGACACCUAGGUGAGCAGGGACGGGGUCUCCCCAGGACGGAGGACCAUGCUGCGCCGCAAGCCCUCCAACGCCAGCGAGAAGGAGCCUACUCAGAAGAAAAAGCUCUCCCUUCAGCGCUCCAGCAGCUUUAAGGAUUUUGCCAAAUCCAAACCCAGCUCUCCCGUGGUGAGCGAGAAGGAAUUUAACCUGGAUGAUAACAUUCCAGAAGACGACUCAGGUGUCCCCACUCCAGAGGAUGCUGGGAAGAGUGGCAAAAAGCUAGGGAAGAAGUGGAGGGCAGUGAUUUCCCGGACCAUGAACAGGAAGAUGGGCAAGAUGAUGGUGAAGGCCUUGUCAGAGGAGAUGGGAGAUACUCUGGAGGAGGGCUCAGCCUCCCCGACAUCUCCAGACUGCAGCCUGGACAGCCCCGGCCCUGAGAAGAUGGCGCUGGCCUUUUCAGAGCAGGAGGAGAGUGAACUUCCUGUGCUUAGCCGCCAGGCAUCGACGGGCAGUGAGCUCUGCAGCCCUAGCUCAGGCUCUGGCAGCUUCGGGGAGGAACCACCUGCUCCCCCGUACACAGGGCCCUUUUGCGGCCGGGCACGAGUCCACACCGAUUUCACUCCCAGCCCCUAUGACCACGACUCACUGAAAUUGCAGAAAGGAGAUGUGAUCCUCAUCACUAAAAAGCCACCCGUGGGCACAUGGCUGGGCCUGCUCAAUGGCAAACUGGGCUCUUUCAAAUUCAUCUACGUGGAUGUACUGCCCGAUGAGGCUGUGGGCCCUGCCCGCCCCAGCCGCCGACAGAGCAAGGGCAAGAGGCCCAAGCCCAAGACUCUGCAUGAGCUGCUGGAACGCAUCGGCCUGGAGGAGCACACGUCCACCCUACUGCUCAAUGGCUACCAGACGCUGGAGGACUUCAAAGAGCUGCGAGAAACACACCUCAAUGAGCUGAACAUCACGGACCCCCAGCAUCGGGCCAAGCUGCUCACGGCAGCCGAGCUGCUGCUGGACUAUGACACUGGCAGCGAGGAGGCAGAAGAGGGCGCCGAGAGCAGCCAGGAGCCAGUGGCACACACAGUGUCGGAACCCAAAGUGGACAUCCCACGCGACUCUGGCUGCUUCGAGGGCUCGGAGAGCGGGCGCGAUGAGGCAGAGCUGGCGAGCACUGAGGAGCAGCUUCAUGGCCUUUCCCUGGCCGGGGCACCUUGAGGUAGAGGUGGCCCAGGCCGAGGCUGGGCCAAAUCUGCAAAGGCCACAGGGACAGGCCCAGCCUCCUGCAGCAGCCUGGGCCCAGGAGACUGGUGCCGAGCCUGGCCCUGCUUCCCCAGGGGUGCUUAGGGCCACAAAGGCCUGAACAAGGCCCAACAGGCUCAGCUGAAGUGGAUGAGGAGCUGCCCAAGGGCACAUCCCACCUGCCCGAACGCCUCCCUCCACCAGCGACUGAUGGCACAGCCCCUCCUGGUACCACCCACUCCUUGUCCACCACCACAGCAGGUGGGGCACUGAGGGACCUUGCCCUUAUCCUUCACCACCAAGGACCCCAAACCCUCCUUGCUCCCACCCCACCUACCCCUCUUGCAUUGCUCCUGAAAAGGGAGCCACGUCAGUAUUUCAGGUCACUCUCAAAACCCUAGGGAAGCUGGCUCUUUAAAAGGACCCCAGCUGAUCCUGGGUAAAUCCAGAUUUCCCUAAAUAAGGUUUGAAGAAAGCCACGUGUACCAGUCUGGCUUUCUUUCUCUUUAACUUUUUUAGAGGUUUGGCCACUAAAUCCUAUGAGACUUGAACCAAGUGCUUUCCCUUUCUGGGUUUAGCACUGGUUGGGGUUAGAAUGGGUAGUCACUGAAGGCCGUGCCAGCUCUGACAUUCUGUAACAUUAAAUGUCUGCUCUCCUGUUACCUGGGGCCUGGAACAUCACAGGGGUUUAUCACAGGGGCCAGAGCUUUCAAAUGAAAUGGCUCCUCCUGCUCAUCUGUUUUAUCCCUCCCUAUGUAACUCAGGACAAGCUGCAACUUCUCCCCAGCUUAAAACAAUGCCACACCUCGUCACAAUCUGCACCUUCUUUUUCUAUUCCUGGCCCCCUCAAGCGAGACUUCCAGCAAGGCUGAUGGCAGAUGGUCAGACCUGGCUUCCAGGGACAAAAGUGCCCCUUGGAAGCCAGAUGCAGGUCUGGGUCCAGCCUUGGCCACUUGUGUAGGUCUUUACAAGCAAAAGAAAGCACUACACUUGACAUUGGGGAGUCUGCUACCCCGAAUUUGCUUUGCUAAAGUUUUGGUGUACACAAAGCUCCAGAAUGAGAGUAUCUGUUGGUGGGGGUCUCCCUUGACCCCCGUACCAAGUCUGUGCCCUGAAUUUCCAGAGUAGCCCUUCCCUGGUGCCCAACUGGCCUGAGGACAAACAAUGCCCACUACAUGUAAGACUGCCUGCUUAGUGGACACACUUUUUUUUUUUAUGGCCAUUUUCUCCUUCAGAUGGACACACGUCUUGACCUCCUACCAGGAACUUUGGUAAAAGUUAGCUUUGGGGAAGGGCUUGGGUGUAAAUAUAAGGGGGUGGAGGGAGACAAGCUGGUAACAAUAAACAUGGGUAGAACUGAA
Molecule: messenger RNA, 3562 nt
Organism: Microcebus murinus (gray mouse lemur)
Lineage: Eukaryota; Metazoa; Chordata; Mammalia; Primates; Cheirogaleidae
Gene: SASH3
Product: SAM and SH3 domain containing 3
Biological process (GO): positive regulation of immunoglobulin production; positive regulation of B cell proliferation; positive regulation of adaptive immune response
Cellular component (GO): cytoplasm; nucleus
Molecular function (GO): protein binding
Source: RefSeq, a predicted model, not a curated record